GUUGAUUGACUGGCUCGGCUGCAUUUAAUGCCAGUGUGUGCGCGGAGCCUGCAGCUUGUGUGCCAGGGCUGAAAGUUCAAAUCUCUUUCAAUGCAGACAAUUUAGAUAAAACACUAACUCCGGAGAUGACCGUGUGGAAUCUGCAUUGAAAGUGUGCCUACGCGCGUGUGAUAAACAUCAAGAUCUUAAAAAAUAAAUAAAUAGGGAAGUGGAUUUAUAUGUAUAUAGCCUAGCUUUAUUUCAUAUUUAAACAAUAAUAAAAAUGCCUGCGAUGCUAGAAGUCUCCGGGAAACGAAGAGCACGAAACGCCGCGUCGAACAGCACUAAUAAAAGUUUUGCGGCGAACGGGAGCAGCAGCCACUCGUGGGAGGAAGGGAGCUGCGGCUCUUGCUCCAGCGAUGAGGAGCACGGUGGCGGAGGAAUGCGGGUCGGAGCUCAGUACCAAGCCGUGGUCCCAGAUUACGACGCCGAACUUGCAAAGAGCUGCCAGGAGAGGGAGAACUUUGGCAUGCUGGUCUGGUCUCCGAAUCGGACCGUCUCGGAGACGAAGCUGGAUGAAUAUAUUGUGAUUGCCAAAGAGAAGCAUGGCUACAACAUGGAGCAGGCCCUGGGAAUGCUCUUCUGGCACAAGCACAACAUUGAGAAGUCCCUGGCCGACCUGCCAAACUUCACCCCCUUCCCAGACGAGUGGACCGUGGAGGACAAGGUGCUCUUCGAGCAGGGCUUCAGCUUUCACGGGAAGACCUUUCACAGGAUCCAGCAGAUGCUGCCUGAUAAAUCCAUCGCCAGUCUUGUCAAAUUCUACUACUCCUGGAAAAAGACCCGGACCAAGACCAGCGUGAUGGACCGCCACGCACUCACCAAACAGAAACGUGAAGAAGAAAUGGAAGAAAAUGUGAAUAACUCGAGUGAUGCUGUGAUUGAUGCAAACAAGGAAGACAAAAAAGAGAGCGCUGCUGGUCAGGAGAAGCAAGAAACCAAGCCAGUGGUCAUUAAUAAGCAGGGUGCCACGGCUGACAAGACUGCCCAUGUGAAGAGGGAGCCCCAGACGACCCCAGGCAAGCACCAGCACAGAGCCAAGAAGAAGCCCCCGAAAGGGAUGCAUCUCUGCCAGGCUGACGUCCAGGCCAUGUCUGCCAGCUCCACAUCUGCUGUGAAUGUGCUCCGGCAGCUGGACAUGGAGCUGGUUUCAAUAAAGCGACAGAUCCAGAGUGUUAAACAGACAAACAGUGUUCUUAAAGAGAAGUUGGAGGAUGGACUGGAUAAGUGCAGACUGCCUGAGGUUACUCAGAAGUUCAACGCUCGUUGGACGACCGAGGAGCAGCUCCUGGCUGUGCAAGCAAUUCGAAAGUAUGGGCGUGACUUCCAGGCCAUAUCGGACGUGAUUGGGAACAAGUCUGUGGUGCAGGUGAAGAACUUCUUUGUGAAUUACCGACGGCGCUUCAACCUGGACGAGGUGCUGCAGGAGUGGGAGGCAGAGCAUGGAGACAAGCAGAGCAGCAAGAGGGAGCCCUCCCCUGACCGCACCGGAGCCAAGAUAUCAGAGGAGGAGGAGGAGGAGGAGGAGGAGGAGGACCAAGAUGAGGUGGAGGUUUCACCCGUCCUUGAUGUCAGAGACCCAUCCGCAUCAUGAAGUCGGUGAAGGGGGUGUUAAUACAAGCAAUUCUGAUCAUCUUGUUUUCUCAGCUGCUGUAUGAAUCUAUGCAGUCUCAGUACAGUAGCACCAAAUCUACUCAGCCAGCCGUCUCCACUGGACUUGAAGCUGUCACCAAAAAACAAAACCAACACAGAAAGGGCAGCGCCCUCCCUGCCGCACCCCUGCCUCGCUCUGCUUCACUUGUUAGGUCUGCUUUCACUUUCCUGCUGAAAGCCCUGAGGAGCCUUUGUAGUACCCUCUUCCCUACACACACCCAGGGAAUUCUUCUACUUGCACAGCCUCGACUAGACCCGAACGGAGCCGGGACCGCGUAGUUAACUGAGCUUUCCAUCGCAAUCGCUGACACGAGGGGCCAGCUGGGGGUGAGGAGGGGCCCCUCGUUGCAGGAUCUCAUUAGAGGAGAAAGGGAAACAUGGUAAAACCCCAGGGCCUUGGCAUGUUAUUGUAAGUAACCCACAGGUGCAGUCUGAAUGGGACGGGUGCUGUCACUGCUUUAGCAGUGACACUCAUGCAGUGGUGGCAGUACAACAGCAUGGCUCUGGAUCUGAGAGUAGUUUGUUUAGAUUGCACUGUACUUUAUUAUAACGCUUAUAUUUACAGUUUUCAUAGAUAGAAAUCAUUGGUGAGUGUGAGGCUGUUCCUGGAACCCAGUCCAAUCCCAGGGCUUCUCACUCAGUAGGCAAUGUAGCCACUUUGUUUAUAACAAAUCUGUUACUGACUGAAGUACAACAGCUGACACGCCCCUGUGUAAAAUUGAGCAGGUCUUUAUGUAGCCCCUAUAUCUAUAUCCUGUGUGUGUGUAAGCCUCGUGUAAUAUUGGUGGUGGAGAGCUUUUCAUAGUCAUGGAGUCUGUUGUACUGCCCUGCUGUACAUUCUAGCACUGGGAGGUGUUUACAGCAAUGGACAAAAGUUUUGUAUCGCCUACAACGUUAGGGUUGAGACAUUUUAAUAAUUAAAAAAAACAAAAAAAAAAAAGAAAAACUAAACU
Messenger RNA from Polyodon spathula (Mississippi paddlefish), 2645 nucleotides. RefSeq names its product REST corepressor 1-like. Gene Ontology annotation, biological process: regulation of transcription by RNA polymerase II; negative regulation of DNA-templated transcription. Gene Ontology annotation, molecular function: transcription corepressor activity. The transcript is spliced from 13 exons. Gene Ontology annotation, cellular component: transcription regulator complex; histone deacetylase complex. Bases 263 to 1633 code for a protein of 456 amino acids. NCBI's taxonomy places the organism in Eukaryota, Metazoa, Chordata, Actinopteri, Acipenseriformes, Polyodontidae. The record is from RefSeq and is a predicted model, not a curated record.